CAGCAGCAGCGAUGCAGCAGGUGCUAGACAACCUCACCGAGCUGCCCUCGUCUGCAGGGGCAGGAGAAAUAGACCUCAUCUUCCUCAAGGGCAUCAUGGAGAACCCAAUUGUGAAAUCCCUUGCCAAGGCUCACGAGAGACUAGAAGAUUCUAAACUUGAAGCCGUCAGUGAUAAUAACUUGGAACUAGUGAAUGAAAUUCUUGAAGACAUCAGCCCUUUAAUAAAUGUAGAUGAAAAUGUUGCCGAGCUGGUCAGUAUUCUCAAGGAGCCUCACUUUCAGUCACUUUUGGAGGCCCAUGAUAUCGUGGCAUCAAAGUGCUAUGACUCACCUCCAUCUAGCCCAGAAAUUAAUCAUUCCUCUGUGAACAACCAGCUGCUGCCGGUAGAUGCCAUUCGUAUCCUUGGGAUCCACAAGAAAGCAGGAGAGCCCUUGGGUGUGACAUUUAGGGUUGAAAAUAAUGACCUGGUGAUUGCCCGAAUCCUUCAUGGAGGAAUGAUAGAUCGGCAGGGUCUCCUUCAUGUGGGGGAUGUUAUUAAGGAGGUCAAUGGACACGAGGUCGGUAACAACCCCAAGGAGCUUCAGGAGCUCCUGAGAAGCAUCAGUGGCAGUGUCACGCUGAAAAUCCUGCCCAGCUACAGGGACGCUGUCACCCCUCAGCAGGUGUUUGUAAAGUGUCAUUUUGACUACGACCCCUACAAUGACAACCUGAUUCCAUGCAAAGAGGCAGGACUGAAAUUUUCAAAAGGAGAAAUUCUUCAGAUCGUCAACCGCGAGGACCCAAACUGGUGGCAGGCUAACCAUGUAAAGGAGGGAGGAAGUGCUGGCCUCAUCCCCAGCCAGUUCCUGGAGGAGAAGAGGAAGGCGUUUGUGAGAAGAGACUGGGACAGCCCAGGGCCUUUUUGUGGAACUAUAAGCAGCAAAAAAAAGAAAAAGAUGAUGUAUCUCACCACCCGAAAUGCAGAAUUUGACCGACAUGAAAUCCAGAUAUACGAGGAAGUAGCAAAAAUGCCUCCCUUCCAGAGAAAGACAUUGGUGUUGAUAGGGGCCCAGGGGGUGGGCCGGAGAAGCUUGAAGAACAGAUUCAUCGUCCUGAACCCCACGAGGUUUGGGACCACGGUACCAUUUACCUCACGGAAGCCAAGGGAAGAUGAGAAAGAUGGCCAGGCCUACAAAUUUGUGUCUCGAGCUGAAAUGGAGGCGGACAUUAAAGCUGGAAAGUACUUAGAGCAUGGUGAAUAUGAAGGGAACCUCUAUGGCACCAGGAUAGACUCCAUCUUGGAGGUGGCCCAGACUGGGAGGACAUGCAUCCUGGAUGUGAACCCGCAGGCUCUGAAAGUCCUAAGGACAUCUGAGUUUAUGCCGUACGUCGUAUUCAUUGCUGCUCCUGAAUUAGAGACCCUGCGAGCUAUGCAUAAGGCCGUGGUGGAUGCUGGGAUCACCACCAAGCUCCUGACGGACACAAACCUGAAAAAAACGGUGGAUGAAAGUGCACGCAUCCAGAGAGCCUACAACCACUACUUUGAUUUGGUCAUUGUAAAUGAUAACCUGGACAAGGCCUUUGAGAAGCUGCAGUCUGCCAUCGAGAGACUGCGGGCAGAGCCGCAGUGGGUCCCCAUCAGCUGGGUGUACUGACAGGGAAGAGGAGAUGAAAGGACAGCUGAGCCUUUCUAAGUAAACAUUCGCCUAAGAAAGCGUGUGCGGCGCUAGACGGUACCUGCCGAGUUGAGGCAUUUUUACUCUGUAGACUGCAAUCUUAGUACACGAUUCUGAAUUUUUAUAGAAAAUGUGAAAGGGGAAGUGGACUUAAAUAUGUAAUUUAUCUUAAUUUUUCUAACUUUUUACAGAUAACCUUUCUAUUCAUAUCACAGAGAGAAAUGCGUUGAAGCAUUUUGUAUAUGUUUUAAUUUAGCAUUUUUGCCUUUUUCAUCCGAGUUUUCCAAUCACUCACUUUAACAGUGCAUUUUGGUCUCAUAUUUUCACUGUGAUAAUGGAUACUUGAAGCAGUUUUUGUAAAACCCUCAUUAGAGUUCUGUUGUCAGUUAUUCUUAUUAAGGGAAAACACUAAUUAUGAGCUGUCAUCCUAAUUUAAUUUCUUCUGAGAGCAGAAUGCCAAUCAUCAGUGCCAUAACCAGCAUCCCACCACGUUACUCCGUGUCUGCUUUCCGCUCUCCGCUAUCUUGGAGGGAGGGGUGGUUGCCGGUUGUAGUUUACAAAGAUAGUAGGUCCCCUUCAUGACAGUUGUUUAGGGGGAAAUGCAGUGUAAGGAGGGGCCCUCUACUUUGAGGCCAGCCUUUUCCCAGCAUUCACUGCAGGGAGAGGGAAGUGCUGCUGCCCACCAGUAAUUAGUACAGUGGGGCCCAGCAAGAAGGGGUGCACUGAGAGGGGGAGGAGGAGAGCGCCUCAGGAUUCGGGAAACGGAAGCUUAGGGCAAAGUAUUUAUUUUCACUAGUGAAAAUUUCACUGAUAAAGAAAAAAACUUAAUUUAUAAAGCUUUUUAUUAUACAGUUAGCAGUUAUAUUUGACAUCUGUAAAUUCCUGUGCUAUUUAAAGAUUCUCUUGAUUUUCCAUUUUGAGGUAUUUGUGAGUGAACCUUGUGUUUCUGAGAUGUGAUAUGAUAGGAUAUUUGUGCUGUAUUGUGCUGAGAACCAUAUCCAUUGAGUAGCUUGUGAAAGGUGAAAGUUAUUGCUAGAAGCUCUAAAUAGAUGUUAUUUAUACAGCACGUUUCGGUUAUGAAAUGUGCUUGAUGUUUAAUGAUGGGGGGCAACAGUGUUUUUGCUUCCUUGGACUCGCUGACGACAUCAUAUGCAAAUCUCUGCAUUCACAGUGGUACGCAUAUAGAUUCUGCUGCAGACACUUCCAGGAGGAUGCAGGUAGGCAGCCAGACGUUUUCCUGGGGCCUGUUGCUCUAUGAUUUGCAUAUUGCAGUAUCACUUCAAAGGGAAGGAAGGGUAGGUGCCUGGAUCUUGCUGGCUUUGAUGGUCUGGGGGCCAGGGAGGAGACUCCUGAGGAUUGUUUCCCUCACAGCACCAAGAAGAAGAAGAGGGCUCUGGUUGGGACCUCAUCAGAGAAGUGGAGACUUCCAGUGAUUGCCUUAGGUUUUCAAGGACUGAGAUGUGCACAGUGUAACAGGGUACAGAUCGCCUAAAGUAAUUACUCAGUUCAUUAAGACAGUGCCCAAGCUCUGUGCUAGCAAGAGUUCAACCGCGAGGGAUUUUUUCAGAUCCUGGUAUUUCCUAGUCAUGACACAUGGAUCCCUUAGGGUAGGUAUUUAGCAUCUCCCAAAAAUACUCUCUAAAAGAGUCACAAUAUUUAAUGGGUAUAUAUUUGCACCAGUUUCUUGUUUUCUCACAACAGCAUAAAUCAGGGGACCUGUCUAGAGGUAACUCUGUAAUUUUAGGGUUUCUGUGUUUUGUAUUUUUUAAGAUGGGAGUGCAUUGAGUUUAGUCCGUUUCCAAUGUAAAACUCAACAUGGGGGACAUUAGAAUCUGUUCCCUCUCAGGGAAUGUGUGGCUUCCUAGGAAGGAUGGCCUGGUGGGGUGGGAUCUCUCUGGGGCAGCACCAGGAGAGAGGUAACUCUGGGCUUGUGGAUUAAGUCAGCCGAGGUGCUUCCUCCUUUGUCAUGUCAUAAUGGGCUGCACCGAACAUCUUUAGAAAGCAGUCUGUUAGGAGGAAUGGACUUCUUUUAUUAAUGGUAGAUGGGCGUAAAUACCAGUCUUACAGAGAAGUGGUCUUGAAACAGUGUCAUCUCCUUGGCUUCCUUUGCUCUCACAGUGUCCUAAUCAGGGAUGGAAAACACUGCACAUGUGGCUUUUAUGGGCAGAAGGGCCAUGAGGAGGGGGCUCAGCCACCUGGUGUGUGUCUGGGGACCUCACAGGGCCAAAGGGAAGCCCUGAGGGCUAACCCACCUCUGCCCCUCAGCACUGUGUGACCUGGGCCAAGCCCUUCUAGCUCCAAACCCUCCAUCCUAGGGUAUAUCUUUAGGGCACUCCAAGAGCCAUCUUUCUGGGAGAAGGGAACCAAAUUUUGGGUUUCUUUCCAUUCCCUUUAGGAUUGCCAAACCACUUGGGGCCCUAUCUCACAGCAGAUCAGCUCCCACAUGGUGGCUUCAGAGUCACCUGGCAAGGAGUGUAGACCCAGAGGGGUUGGCCUUCUGCACUGGUAUUAGAGACUAGGGACACAUAUGUUACAUACGUUUGGGAGGGGGAGCUUUGAUGCAAGGGAAUGGUUUGAAGUGAUUCCAAACACUGUGUGGAUGAUGUUCUGCCUUCUUGGUGUUGGGUUUGGAGCCACUUGGGGCCAGACGCUGACUUAAUCUGGAAGGAGUCAUUGAGAUUGAAUGGCAUGUCUCCCUUAAACAAGGAGAGGCAGAAAUGUUGACCAUCAUGUUUUUAUCAAGUGGAAAAUAUAAUUCGAAUGAUCUUCUGAAAUAUGUAAAGAGCCUUGGAGAUGAUUUUCCUUGGUGCAGAUGCCAUUGGCCCAUAGGAAGAGCUGUGUUUGGAUCAAAUACCUUUCCUUCUGGCAGCUCCAUUGGGAUUUCUUUGGGUGUCAUAUGGUCUGCACUCACUUAAGCGCUGCUUACCCUACAGUAGAAAUGGCAUGAACAGCCCAGCACAACAAUCAGUGCAGUGAUUGACCCAGACCACACAGGAUGUUGCUUUUUUUUUUUUAUGGCAGCUGGCUUGUAAAUCUGAAUUUAUUUAAAACAGUAAACAAAUGAAGGCAUGAAGUAUUUCCUGAGGAGAGACAGUAGCCCCAGGUACCCCUGGGUGAAAUCAGGUUCACAGCCAGGCUGGUCCGUCUGGGCUGCUUUGACUGCAGUGACGUAGAUGUCCCCUCCCAAAAACUCACGGGAACAUAGAUCUUGUUAUGUGUACCAGCAUGUACCAUAUGCCAAAGGACUCUCUUCACCCAUUAGACAGGACCACAGCUUCGGGGGAGGAGGGAUGGCCAUGGCCUCAUGCAUACUUGUUCUUAACUGAUGAGGCUUUGCAGGUAAAGCCUUGGAAACUGGCCAGAAAUAAUCCGUCACCUCACCUGCUGUUUGACUCUCGACAUCCUUCGUUUUAGGGUCUGGGGGGUUCUUAAGUUGUUGUAUUUAAAUAUCUGUCCGGGGUUCUGGAAAUAAUUCUGUGCUAAUGAGGAGGAAGGAGGCCUGAAGUUUUUAGGUAAAGAGUUAACUGCUCAUUUUUUCAGACGUUGUCAUGUUUCGUAUGCAUACUGUGUGUAUGUAUACGUAUGUACACACACGUAUCAGAGGGUAUAAAAACCAAAAUCUAUCUCAGAACUGAUGUCCCAUAAAGUGUCUCUUGCAUAAUAAAAUUGAAUAUAUUUAUCUAAUCCCACAGCUGGUGUAAUAAAGCUUCAUUACGCCAGAGUUCUUGGCUUUGCUGAAUUCCUGUCUGUGGGUUUGAAGACUGUGGCACUGCCCAGAUACAGGUACUCAUCUGAUUUCUGAAGACUAGGUGGGGAAGAAAUAACCCAGAAGGUAUCAUGAUCUGUAUGAGUUUUUAAUCGACAAUUAAGAAGUGACAAGUUACUUUAUUAGGAAAUGGUCAUUUUAAUCUUGCAAUAAAACGCCUUUGGAAUGA
Trichosurus vulpecula (common brushtail) is the source of this 5590-nucleotide messenger RNA. RefSeq names its product membrane palmitoylated protein 6 (gene PALS2). The coding region runs from base 12 to 1634 and encodes 540 amino acids. Gene Ontology annotation, molecular function: protein binding. The record is from RefSeq and is a predicted model, not a curated record. The transcript has 11 exons. NCBI's taxonomy places the organism in Eukaryota, Metazoa, Chordata, Mammalia, Diprotodontia, Phalangeridae. Gene Ontology annotation, cellular component: cell-cell junction; plasma membrane.